This is a messenger RNA of Psammomys obesus (fat sand rat), 1797 nucleotides long. It is a transcript of the gene Mylk2, whose product is annotated as myosin light chain kinase 2. Gene Ontology annotation, cellular component: cytoplasm; nucleus. The transcript has 13 exons. Gene Ontology annotation, biological process: positive regulation of apoptotic process; intracellular signal transduction; protein phosphorylation. The record is from RefSeq and is a predicted model, not a curated record. Lineage: Eukaryota; Metazoa; Chordata; Mammalia; Rodentia; Muridae. Bases 1 to 1797 code for a protein of 598 amino acids. Gene Ontology annotation, molecular function: myosin light chain kinase activity; ATP binding.
AUGGCUACAGAAAAUGGAGCAGUUGAGCUGGGAGUCCAGAGCCUGUCAACAGACUCCAGCCCCCCAGGCCCUUCAGGAGAGGGGCACGAGGGCACCCCUACCAUGAAGAAAGACCCUGGAGCCCCGAACCUGAAGAAAGAUCCAGACCCAUCCUCCUUGAAGAAAGAUGCUGAAGCCCCCGCCCCAGAGAAAAAGGAUGACCAGGUCCCAGCUUCAGCCAGCAGCCAGGGCCCUUCAGGAGAGGGGCAUGGGGGUGGGGGGCCUGCGGAAGGCAGUGUGGGACCUCCUGCAGCCUUGCCCCAGCCCACUGCCACAGCGGAGGCCAGCGUCCAGAAGCCAGAUGCCAAGCAAGCACCGCCAGGCAACGAGGGACCGGGGGAGCCCAAGGCAGGCAAGAAGGCAGCAGAAUGCCGAGAAGCAGGGAGGAGGGGCUCUCCUGCCUUUCUUCACAGCCCUAGCUGUCCAGCCUUCAUCUCGUGCUCUGAGAAGACACCAGCUGUGAAGCCCCUAAGCGAGACAACAGAACUCAUCUUUGCAGGGGUGUCUGAGACCUCCGACCCCCCAGAUCCUGGGCCAGCCAAGGCAGAAGGAGGGACGAACACCCUGGCAGAGAACCAGAAGGAAGAGGCAGAGAGAGCCCCAGGCCAGGCCGGGCAGGCUAAGGUGCAAGGGGACACCUCUCAGGGGAUCGAGUUCCAGGCUGUUCCUUCUCAGAGAGCCGAGGUGGGGCAGGCCCUCAGCCUCACUGCCAGGGAGGAAGACUGCUUCCAAAUUCUGGAUGAUUGUCCACCACCCCCAGCCCCCUUCCCACACAGGAUCGUGGAGCUGAGGACCGGAAAUGUCAACAGUGAAUUCAGCAUGAACUCAAAGGAAGCACUGGGAGGUGGGAAGUUUGGAGCUGUGUGCACCUGCACGGAGAAGGCCACAGGCCUCAAGCUGGCAGCCAAGGUCAUCAAGAAACAGACUCCCAAGGACAAGGAAAUGGUGCUGCUGGAGAUCGAGGUCAUGAACCAGCUGAACCACCGCAACCUGAUCCAGCUCUACUCAGCCAUUGAAACCGCUCACGAGAUCGUCCUGUUCAUGGAGUACAUCGAGGGCGGCGAGCUCUUUGAGAGGAUCGUGGAUGAGGACUACCAUCUGACCGAGGUGGAUACCAUGGUGUUCGUCAGGCAGAUCUGCGACGGGAUCCUCUUCAUGCACAAGAUGAGGGUCCUGCACCUGGACCUCAAGCCAGAGAACAUCCUGUGUGUAAAUACUACUGGCCACUUGGUGAAGAUAAUCGACUUCGGCCUGGCACGGAGGUAUAACCCCAACGAGAAGCUGAAGGUGAAUUUUGGGACGCCGGAGUUCCUGUCACCUGAGGUGGUGAAUUAUGACCAGAUCUCUGACAAGACUGACAUGUGGAGCCUGGGGGUCAUCACCUACAUGCUACUGAGUGGCCUCUCUCCCUUCCUGGGAGACGAUGACACGGAAACCCUGAACAAUGUCCUGUCUGCCAACUGGUACUUUGAUGAAGAGACCUUUGAAGCUGUGUCGGAUGAGGCCAAAGACUUUGUUUCCAAUCUCAUCACAAAGGACCAGAGUGCCCGAAUGAGUGCGGAGCAGUGCCUCGCCCACCCCUGGCUCAACAACCUGGCAGAGAAAGCCAAACGUUGCAACCGCCGCCUCAAGUCCCAGAUCCUGCUUAAGAAAUACCUCAUGAAGAGGCGCUGGAAGAAAAACUUCAUUGCUGUCAGCGCAGCCAAUCGCUUCAAGAAGAUCACUAGCUCGGGGGCACUGAUGACUCUGGGAGUCUGA